AUGGAGACCAGCGGUAUCCGGCGCUUGCGUCGCGGCAGGAGAAAUCUUUUGCUCAGCGACAACAGUGCCAAGGGCCAGACCCUCUACGAGUACCAGCUCCCUUGCGGCAAUUUUACCAAUGAUAGCAGUCGCACUCGUUCUGCGCAAGAAAGAGCUUCCGGUGCAUCAACUGGUGCCGUGAUACAACCCAUACCGCCGUUGAUGAAGGGCCGGAGUCUGGUUCGCAGAGGGGUCCGAGACAAAGCGAUCGAGUUUAACGAAGACCGGUUUAAAAAGGACGGGGAUGUCACCACCUGCUUCAGCUACGACGUUCCCCUGGUGGACAAACCCGACUUGUGGAACUAUUUUCAGGAAAGCCCAGAGCAGUGGCUGUACCUGCAGAUGCUCGUCGCGUUCCCGCAUUGGACUGCACCGAAUAGUACUUCUAAACAAGCGGGAAAAAUAUUAUCAAACGAGCAGGCCACGACAAAGCAUGACAAGGAGAUGUUGAACGAUGGAAAUAAAUCGGUAAAAACCGCGAGCAAGAGGAGCAAGAAACAGAACCCCGUCGAAACUUUGAAACCGAGAGCCAUUCCGAUCACUCCAGAAUUGCUAGAGCGAGAGUUCUUCGCGGAAACACCUCCCGCUGCUGAGAUUUUGGAGAAAAAACGGCGGUUCUACGACGCGAUCACGAACUCCCACAUGCGCGCACCAGAGACUUGUUCUGCUGACGAGCAGCUUCCGG
Messenger RNA from Amoebophrya sp. A120, 724 nucleotides. The record is from the annotation of a GenBank genome assembly. Lineage: Eukaryota; Dinophyceae; Syndiniales; Amoebophryaceae.